Messenger RNA from Vicia villosa (hairy vetch), 576 nucleotides. RefSeq names its product serine/threonine-protein phosphatase 7 long form homolog. Gene Ontology annotation, biological process: meristem development; meristem maintenance. The record is from RefSeq and is a predicted model, not a curated record. NCBI's taxonomy places the organism in Eukaryota, Viridiplantae, Streptophyta, Magnoliopsida, Fabales, Fabaceae. The transcript has 3 exons. Bases 1 to 576 code for a protein of 191 amino acids.
AUGAGCAAUAAUGUGUUUAACCUUCAACGAGGCAUCCUCUUGAAUGAGACGUGUGAUGUUGUCACUGAUGAUGUUUGGGGAUCAGCUGUGUUAUCCUAUCUAUAUAGGGAGAUUUGUAAGUCCGUAGACGUGGAUGUUGAUGGAAUGGGAGGGUGUGUUGAACUGCUCCAAGCUUGGGGAUAUACUCGAAUGCCAUUUAUAGCACCCAUCACUCCGAUGCUACCAUCAUAUCCGUACGCUUCGAGGUGGGCGGCGAAAAAGAAAAAAAUUAGUGGUCACCCUCGCUAUCAUCUUGUUGGGUACCGUAGUAGAAUAGAUCACAUGGUCCAUGGAAAUUUUAUAUGGAGACCAUAUAUCAACUUACCGCCCUUGGACAACGACGACCACACAAUUUGGAAUGCAACCACGCCGAUGAUAUGCUUCUGGAUUAUCGAGUGGCAGCAGUCUGAUAGGGUCAAGUUGCAAUUUGAGCUCCAUCAAGAAAUACCAGGCAAACCACAUUGUCUUAAAGAACACCAUGAUAUGACAAUGAAAGAAUCAUGGAAAACACCAUAUACUCAAUUGUACUGGAGAUAG